Molecule: messenger RNA, 12779 nt
Organism: Strigops habroptila (Kakapo)
Lineage: Eukaryota; Metazoa; Chordata; Aves; Psittaciformes; Psittacidae
Gene: PLXNA4
Product: plexin A4
Exons: 32
Coding region: 378-6056 (1892 amino acids)
Biological process (GO): regulation of cell shape; regulation of GTPase activity; regulation of cell migration
Cellular component (GO): semaphorin receptor complex
Molecular function (GO): protein binding; semaphorin receptor activity
Source: RefSeq, a predicted model, not a curated record
ACAUACCCAGCCCAGAGGAAACCCUCCUCUUGGGGCCCCAUCUGCUCCUAGUGCUGGGAAGGGAUGCAGCGUUUGCAGGGCUGGAUUUGGGUGUAGGACCUGCAAGGACUCGCCUUCAUGGAAGGGACCAGGUGGAAAGCGUGUGGCUGUGUUCCUCUCCUGUAAAACUUCCAUCCCGCGUCUGCUCCGCUUUGCUUUCCAGCCGGGCAACCGUGCCAGAAAGCUCGCUGGAAACGCACCUGAUUUUCCAUGGCUUCCCUCCGCCACCGGGAUGCGAUGCCUGGGAUGCAAGGACAAAAUCUGCCAGGGAAUUGGUGUUUUGAAGGCUCGUACGGCUUUUAAUCCUCCUUCCCUUGGGAAUACAAACAUUUCUAAUCAUGUCACCAACCAUGUGGAAAUGGACUUGCCUGGUUUCUCACCUCCUGCUAUCCACCACAGUGUCACCUCUUGGUAGGCAGCAACCACUCCAUCCAAAGAGGCCCUUCAUCACUUUUACUGGAGACCAAGCAGAGGGAAACUUCAACCAUUUGGUAGUUGACGAAAGAACUGGGCACAUUUACUUGGGAGCUGUCAACAGGAUCUACAAACUCUCCAGUGACCUGAAGGUCUUGGUGACCCACCAGACUGGUCCUGAUGAAGAUAAUCCCAAGUGUUAUCCCCCCAGGAUAGUCCAAACUUGCAACGAACCCUUGACACCCACUAACAACAUCAACAAAAUGCUCCUCAUAGACUACAAGGAGAAUCGAUUGAUAGCCUGUGGGAGUCUUUACCAGGGCAUCUGCAAGCUUUUGAGGCUGGAUGACCUCUUCAAGCUGGGAGAGCCCUUCCACAAGAAGGAGCAUUACCUCUCUGGGGUGAAUGAGAGUGGCUCUGUUUUUGGAGUCAUUGUUUCUUACAGCAACAUGGAUGACAAGUUGUUCAUCGCCACUGCCGUGGAUGGCAAACCUGAGUAUUUCCCCACUAUUUCCAGCAGGAAGCUCACCAAGAACUCCGAGGCAGAUGGGAUGUUUGCGUAUGUCUUUCAUGAUGAGUUUGUGGCCUCUAUGAUCAAGAUCCCCUCAGACACCUUUACCAUCAUCCCUGACUUUGAUAUCUACUACAUUUAUGGCUUCAGCAGUGGGAACUUUGUCUAUUUCCUGACUCUACAGCCUGAGAUGAUCUCACCACCAGGGUCCACCACGAAGGAGCAGGUUUAUACCUCCAAGCUGGUCCGGCUUUGUAAGGAGGACACAGCCUUUAACUCCUACGUUGAGGUGCCCAUUGGCUGUGAGAAGAAUGGGGUGGAGUACCGGUUGCUCCAGGCAGCUUACUUGUCUAAGGCUGGAGCUAUCUUAGCAAGGUCAUUGGGUGUUGGCCCUGAGGAUGAUAUCCUCUUCACAGUCUUCUCCAAGGGGCAGAAAAGGAAGAUGAAGUCCUUGGAUGAGUCUGCUCUUUGCAUCUUUGUCCUGAAAAAGAUCAACGACCGCAUCAAGGACAGACUGCAGUCCUGCUACAGGGGAGAGGGGACGUUAGAUCUGGCCUGGCUCAAAGUCAAGGACAUUCCCUGUAGCAGUGCGCUGUUAACAAUUGAUGACAAUUUCUGUGGCCUGGAUAUGAAUGCCCCCUUGGGAGUAUCAUCCAUGGUGCGAGGGCUCCCUAUUUUCACGGAGGAUGGAGACAGAAUGACAUCUGUGAUUGCUUACGUCUACAAGAACCACUCCCUGGCGUUUGUGGGCACCAAGAGUGGGAAGCUCAAGAAGAUCCGUGUGGAUGGCACCACCAAGAACACACUGGAGUAUGAGAUUGUGCAGGUGGUGGAUACUGGCCCCAUAUUGCGGGAUAUGGCCUUCUCAGUGGAUCAUGAACACCUCUACAUCAUGUCUGAGAAGCAGCUCACCCGGGUGCCUGUGGAGUCGUGCAGCCAGUACGAGACCUGCAGUGAGUGCUUGGGCUCAGGUGACCCUCACUGUGGAUGGUGUGUUCUUCAUAACACGUGCACAAGGAAGGAGCGGUGUGAGCGCUCCAGCGAGCCUCGGAGAUUCGCCUCGGAGAUGAAGCAGUGUGUCCGGCUCACCGUGCAUCCCAACAACAUCUCUGUCUCCCAGUACAACGUAUUGCUGGUCUUGGAGACCUACAAUGUGCCCGAGCUGUCAGCAGGAGUCAAUUGCACCUUCGAGGACCUUUCAGAGAUGGAUGGCUUGGUGGUGGGCAGUCAGAUCCAGUGCAUCUCACCAGCUGCCAAAGAAGUGCCCCAGAUCGUCACAGAGAAUGGAGACCACCACAUUGUCCAGCUUCAGCUCAAGUCCAAGGAAACGGGUAUGACCUUUGCCAGCACCAGCUUCGUCUUCUACAACUGCAGCGUCCACAACUCGUGUCUGUCAUGUGUGGAGAGCCCUUACCGGUGUCACUGGUGCAAGUACCGCCACGUCUGCACUCAUGACCCCAGCUCCUGCUCCUUCCAGGAGGGACGAGUGAAGCUGCCUGAGGACUGUCCUCAGCUGCUGCAGGCAGAGAAGAUCCUGGUGCCAGUGGAAGUGAUCAAGCCGAUCACAUUGAAGGCCAAGAACCUGCCUCAACCACAGUCAGGCCAGAGGGGCUACGAGUGCAUCUUGAACAUCCAGGGAAAUGAGCAGAGAGUGCCCGCCUUGAGGUUCAACAGCUCCAGCGUGCAGUGCCAGAACACCUCGUAUUCCUAUGAAGGAAUGGAGAUUAACAGCCUGCCAGUGGAACUGACGGUCGUGUGGAAUGGGAAUUUCAACAUUGACAACCCAGCACAGAACAAAGUUCACCUGUACAAGUGCGGGGCCAUGCGGGACAGUUGCGGACUCUGCCUGAAAGCCGACCCUGACUUCGAGUGCGGUUGGUGCGAGGGGCAGAACCAGUGCACCCUGAAGCAGCACUGCCCAGCCCAGGACAGCCAGUGGCUGGAGCUGUCCAGCACCAAGGGCAAAUGCACCAACCCCAAGAUCACGGAUAUCAACCCAGUGACAGGGCCUCGUGAAGGUGGGACCAAAGUGACCAUCCGUGGGGAGAACCUGGGGCUGGAGUUCAGAGAUAUUGCAUCUCAUGUUAAAGUGGCCGGAGUGGAGUGCAAACCGCUGGUGGAAGGGUACAUCCCAGCAGAGCAGAUAGUGUGUGAGAUGGGGGAGGCCAAGCCCAGCCAGCAUGCCGGAUUUGUGGAAAUCUGCGUGGCCGAGUGCAAACCAGAGUUCAUGGCCAGGUCUUCACAACUCUACUACUUUAUGACUCUUACCCUCUCUGAUCUCAAGCCGAAGCGGGGACCAGUAUCGGGUGGCACCCAAGUGACAAUUACAGGCAACAACCUCAAUGCAGGCAGCAAUGUCAUCGUGACCUUUGGGCGACAACCCUGCCUCUUCUACAGGAGAUCCACCAAACACAUUGUCUGUAACACCACUGCCUCAGAUGAAGGCUUUGAGAAGGUGAAGGUGUCUGUGAGAGUGGACAAGGCCAAAAUACAUCAGGAGUUGCAGUAUGAAUAUGUAGAGGAUCCGACUAUCCUGCGGAUCGAGCCUGAGUGGAGCAUCUUCAGUGGCAACACGCCCAUUGCAGUGUGGGGAACUCAUCUAGACCUUAUUCAAAACCCUCAGAUCCGGGCCAAGCACGGUGGAAAGGAACAUGUCAACAACUGUGAGGUGCAGAACAGCACAGAGAUGACCUGCCAGGCUCCAGCCCUGGCUGUUGACCCUAAUCACCAGUCUGAGCUUGCAGAGCGUCCAGAGGAGUUUGGCUUCAUUCUUGACAACGUGCAGUCCCUGCUGAUUCUCAACAAAACCAACUUCACCUACUACCCUAACCCUAUCUUUGAGGUUUUCAAUCCCUCGGGGAUCCUAGAACUGAAGCCAGGAAGUCCCAUCAUACUGAAGGGCAAGAACCUGAUCCCACCAGUGGCAGGAGGGAAUGCCAAGCUGAACUACACAGUUUUGGUUGGUGAGAAGCCCUGUGCAGUGACUGUAUCAGAUGUGCAGCUACUGUGUGAAUCUCCAAACCUCAUAGGAAGGCACAAAGUGAUGGCUCGUGUAGGGGGGAUGGAGUUCUCCCCAGGGAUGGUCUACAUCUCCCCAGACAGCCCUCUCAGCUUGCCAGCUAUUGUCAGCAUUGCGGUGGCCGGUGGCCUGCUCAUCAUCUUCAUUGUGGCUGUGCUGAUCGCGUACAAGCGCAAAUCCAGAGAAAGCGACCUCACCCUCAAGCGCCUGCAGAUGCAGAUGGACAACCUGGAGUCCAGGGUGGCACUGGAGUGCAAAGAAGCCUUUGCAGAGCUACAGACAGAUAUUCACGAGCUCACAAGCGAUCUGGAUGGAGCUGGAAUCCCUUUCCUCGAUUAUCGAACAUACACCAUGAGGGUGCUUUUCCCUGGCAUUGAAGAUCAUCCAGUCCUGAGGGAUCUGGAGGUCCCUGGCUAUAGGCAGGAACGGGUGGAGAAAGGCCUGAAGCUCUUUGCCCAGCUCAUCAAUAACAAGGUUUUCCUGCUGUCCUUCAUCCGCACGCUGGAAUCCCAGCGCAGCUUCUCCAUGCGGGACCGUGGUAACGUGGCCUCGCUGAUCAUGACAGUACUGCAGAGCAAGCUGGAGUAUGCUACUGAUGUCCUCAAACAGCUCCUGGCUGACCUCAUAGACAAGAAUCUGGAGAGCAAGAACCACCCCAAGCUGCUGCUCCGGAGGACAGAGUCUGUGGCUGAGAAAAUGCUCACCAACUGGUUCACCUUCCUUCUGUACAAGUUCCUCAAGGAAUGCGCUGGCGAACCUCUGUUCUCCCUUUUCUGUGCCAUCAAACAGCAGAUGGAAAAGGGCCCCAUUGACUCCAUCACUGGGGAAGCCCGGUACUCGCUGAGUGAAGACAAGCUGAUCCGACAACAGAUUGAUUACAAGACACUGGUCCUGAGCUGCGUGAACCCUGACAAUGUGAACAGCCCCGAGAUCCCGGUGAAGAUCCUGAACUGUGACACCAUCACACAGGUCAAGGAGAAAAUCCUCGAUGCUAUCUUCAAGAACGUGCCCUGCUCCCAUCGGCCCAAAGCUGCUGACAUGGACUUGGAGUGGCGGCAAGCAAGCGGGGCAAGGAUGAUCCUUCAGGAUGAAGACAUCACAACCAAGAUAGAGAAUGACUGGAAGAGACUCAACACGCUGGCACACUACCAGGUGCCAGAUGGAUCUGUGGUAGCUUUGGUCUCCAAGCAAGUCACUGCCUACAAUGCAGUCAACAACUCCACAGUCUCCCGGACGUCAGCCAGCAAGUAUGAAAACAUGAUCCGGUACACAGGCAGCCCGGACAGCCUCCGUUCCCGCACACCCAUGAUCACCCCUGACCUUGAGAGUGGAGUCAAGAUGUGGCACUUGGUGAAGAACCAUGAACAUGGUGACCAAAAAGAGGGUGACCGGGGCAGCAAGAUGGUUUCUGAGAUCUACCUGACGAGGCUACUUGCCACCAAGGGCACCCUCCAGAAGUUUGUAGAUGACCUCUUUGAGACCAUCUUCAGCACCGCUCAUCGUGGCAGCGCUCUCCCCCUGGCUAUCAAAUACAUGUUCGACUUCCUGGAUGAGCAGGCUGACAAGCACAACAUCCAUGACCCUCACGUGCGGCACACCUGGAAGAGCAAUUGCCUGCCAUUACGGUUCUGGGUGAACAUGAUCAAGAACCCACAGUUCGUCUUUGACAUCCACAAGAACAGCAUCACAGAUGCUUGCCUCUCUGUAGUGGCUCAGACUUUCAUGGACUCCUGUUCAACCUCAGAGCAUCGGCUGGGCAAAGACUCACCCUCCAACAAACUGCUCUACGCCAAGGACAUCCCCAGCUACAAGAACUGGGUGGAAAGGUACUAUUCAGACAUCGCCAAAAUGCCAGCAAUCAGUGACCAGGACAUGAAUGCUUACCUGGCUGAGCAGUCUCGCAUGCAUAUGAAUGAGUUCAACACCAUGAGUGCACUCUCAGAGAUAUACUCCUAUGUUGGGAAGUACAGUGAGGAGAUUCUUGGAGCCCUUGAUCAAGACGACCAGGCUGGGAAACAGAAACUUGCCUACAAACUUGAACAAGUCAUAACCCUCAUGAGCAUAGACAGCUGAGAACUGUCCUGCCAGGGACACCCUGGGAGGGAUAAACCAAGUCGUGCCUCACUCAAGAUCAUCAUCUUUACCAAGUGCAAGUUUUGAUCGGCUGUAAGCAGAGUCACCUCAACAGUGCUCCUCUCUCUUUCUCAUUUCUUUCUCUUUCAAUAUCUAUGGACAAAGCAACAGAGCCCCAAGGGUGAAGAGAAAAGACUGCAGAGGAAUCCUGGCUCUGGGGACAUCAAGAUGUUUGGGUGGAGCUCUCCUUUUCACAGCUUCCCCCUCUGCCUUUGCCCUAGAGAAGGAUUAUUACACACAACCCCUCCUACUCAAACCCUCCCUCACCAUCACAUCAUCACUCUGCAGAUGCGAAACUGGGAGGUAACUUCUUUCAUGCUGCUUUAACUGCCCUCCAAGGGUUAUAGCCUCUGGAGCGGACAUGGAAAUGAACUCAGUAUUACUAAAAGCCUCCCCAAAGGGAAGGCAGCCUGCCUGCAGGGAUCCUGGAGGGCAGGAGCAAGUCGAGAUCCUCUCCUGCAGAGCCAUUGUAACUCUAUCUCUUGAGAGUGACCCACUGGGAGAGGAACCCCAAGGCUCCCUGAAAAAUGCCACAGCCCUCGCCAGAGUGGGACCAUUGUGGCUCUUAUCUGCCUGGGCAAACAGCAGUGAAGCUGCUCUUUUGGGGCAGGGUCAAGAGUGGAGGAGGAGACCGAUGGUCCCCUGCCCAUGUGUUUCAUAUGGUUCUUCUUAUUUUUCAAAGAGACCUGCGUUCCCCUCCGUCUUUCCCAUUGUGUCCUGUUGGUCGUAGCACUGCGGCAAAAAUGCUUUCUCUGCUCAGUGGUGGUUCUGUUCCUUCUGGCAAUGGACAGCACAGCAUCUCCCUCGUCCCCACCUUGGAUUGGAAAGCAAGAGCCACAAGUCUCAUUUUGUUCCAGGCAAGGAGCUCGGCCUCAAAAAAACAACUAGAGGGAUUUUGUUUUAAAGCUGUUAGUUCUUUCCAUUCUGUUUCCUCAGCUGGAACAAAGCUAUUGGUUUCUCAUGGUGGAGUAUCAGGAGGAUACUGAAGGGUAUGAAGCAAGGUGGUGCGUAGGACUGAUGGUAAAAACCUUCUUUCAAAGCCACUCCUAAGAGGAAAUGUCAUCAUGUAUUUUGGAAGGAUAUCUUGGAGAAAAUCCAAAUGAAACAUUGCAGAAUAGUCUUCUACCUAGUUACCCCCAGCCAAACUGCAUGUCUUCUGGAGAUCUCUGAACUGCUGUAAGCCCAUCUGCCUUUUGGUGCCAACUCCUGGCCUUUCCUCUUCUCGAUUUCUGGAAUCAACAGGCCUUGCUGAAGGCACAGUUGCUGCCUGGGAAGGAUUUGCUCUCUCUUUGCACUUUCUAUCCCUUCAGAGAUCACUGUCACCACAGGACAACUGCCCUAUCCUCUGCUCAGCUCCUUCAGAACAACAUCUCUACCUGUUUCAUGGCCAACCAAAGUGGUGUGAGCUCCUGUGUCUCUUCUGUGUUUGACUGCUUUGUUUAUACAGCUGCUAGCCUGGAUAACACCACGGUUCAGCUUACGGGGAGACCCUCAAGGUCUGGAGAACUUUGCGUCUUGUACACCAUGGAGGCAAGAGCUGGGUCUGCAUUUAUCUCACGAGAAAUGGACAGAGCUCACUAGCAGAUGCAGGAGUGGCUUGAUGCCGCGGAGAAUCAGCCCACAUCCAUCUCACACCAUCCACAGAGCUACAGCCUGGAUCUACUUUGCACCUGGAGGGAGGAAGGGGUAAAGACAGGGUGUGUAAAUUGAUUACAGAUCGAGUGCUUCAGGUUUUAUUCAUGCCUCUUACUAGCAAACCAGAACCUCUUCAAGAGUGACAGAUGGAUGCAUCUAAUAGGGGAUGUGGUGCAAACAGGAGUCAGCCAGCAAGCGGGUUUCAUUCAGCCAAGCAGAUACAGACGUAGGCAAGUCUUUCUAAAACCAGUUAAAUAACAGCAGUCCCAAUCUGGAUGUGUCUGUGGGGAGAAUAUCACAAGGUUCAUAUUGAAACAGCAAACAUAGGGACACGUCUUGGUUUUAAAACCCCAGACAUUUCUCUCUUGAUUCUAAUUAUUUUGUGUGUGCGUGCGCGUGUGUGUAUCUGUGUGCGCGUGUGCGUUCUUUCCUCUUUAGUUUUGCUUGCUUUCUGUUUGAGUGCUGAGCUGAUGGACUCAUCAUGCACCUUAUGGACAUCUCAGCAUUUUUAAGAGGCCUGGGCACUGGGGAUGGUUUUGGGGGGUUUGGUUGGUUCUGCCAUGGUUUUGUUGAUGCGUUUAAGUAACGUCGGAGCAUGUUCCAGAUCCACUGAUGAUGGCUGUGAAAGUGGGGUGAAAAGUCCCACCAGAGCCAGCGGUAAGAAAAUGACACCACCACCACAAACACAAUAUUUUUAUAAGUACAUAAAACAAGGAAAAAUAAAAAAAAUAUAUAAAAAAAAAUGAAGAAACCAAAGGUUUUGACAAACAAAGUGCCACAAAAGAUAAAUAUGGACCCUAUUGUCAUGCCUUGUACUCACAGCUGGAUGGUAGGAGUCUAAGGAUGAAUAGCUGGCUUGGAGGGAAGGGGUUAUGAGUGAUGGGCUGUACUGCCUGGACAUGCGCACAUGAAAGGAUGACGAAGCUGUUUUAAACAAAAGAAAGUAUCAAAGUGAACUGGUGUAAUCCUGUUGCUGGAGUCAGAGGAACACCACAGGGGAAAUUUGAGACUCACCCUGUUUUUUUUUGAUGUUUUCAGGUCUGUGUUUUUUGGUUUAUGAUGGUUGUUUUCCAUUGUGAUUAUUUUAUUUCUUCUUGCUGGUACGGAGUUUUUCAUCUGUAAUAUAUUUUUUUUGUGUUUUUUCAAGGAAAACUUGAACACCUCAGAGACACCGAGAAUGAAACACUUAAGGGAAAUGGGAAGCUCCAUGAGAUUGGUGUCUUAACCCUUCCCAAGUUCCCAGUUAGGCAUUUCCAUUUUCUCUCCAUCCUCUUCUUUCCCCCAUCCCCAGGAUUUGAAAGAAAAUCUCUAUUUUGCUUCUCUUUCAUCUCCUCCUUAGUUUUCUUUUUGUUUUACUUUAUUUGGUGUAUGAGCUGGUUUUGGGUUUUGUGUGGAAAAUGUGCCAGAAUAGUGACGUAAAUGCGUGGGCUUCCUCCCCUGUACCCUUCAGUGCCCUCCCCAUUUACAACCACUGUCCCAGCAUCCCCCAGUCUAUGAGAGGUCUUGGCAUCUUUCUUCCCAGCCUCAACUGUUCAGCUAACUAUUUUUUAAGUGCAUGUAGAAUACAACUAAAAACAAAGACACAAGCAGAAGAAUGAGCCCUACUACAACAUGGAUGCAUUCUUUUCUUCCUCCUUUGAUUUGUUUCCUCCCACCUCCCUUCCCACACUUGAUAAAAAAUGCCCAAUAGGUGGUAUUCCAUGCUGUUUUCUAAGCCUCAUGGAGAGGACUGGAGCCAAAGUCCCUAGCAGUCAACAGAAAGGCUCCUAAUAUCCAAAAUAUGCCAGAUGAUAGGUUGAUGUUUAUGGGUAUUUCUCAAACACUGCAAUCAAGACAGUGAAUCAUAGAAUGGUUUGGGUUGGAAGGGACCUUAAAGAUCAUCCAGUUCCAAUCUCCCUGCCACGGACAGGGACACUUUCCACUAGAGCACGUUGCUUAAAGCCCCAUCUAACCUGGCCUUGAACACUGCCAGGGACAGGCCAGCUACAGCUUCUCUGGGCAACUUCUCUUCCCACUCUUCAUUCUCUCCAGAACAAAUCUGAAGGUUCGGUCCAAUCCAGCAUACACUAGCCUUGGUCCAUUAGGUAAGAGGGCUAUGCCAGUUCUCCCAUCUAUAGUUCUACCACUGCAUUUGUCUUAUCAUACCUCUUUGACACUGGAGACCAGUUACAUUAUGGCAUGAAGAAGAUUUACAAGCAGAAGUUUGGCUGGUAUUUGCUUUAACUGAAAAGUGAUUAUUAAAGUUUCCAGAUCUGUGCAUUAGCCUGCAGGAAGGUGUUUGCCAUGAAGGGAAAGAGACCAAGUAAACCACAGAAUUGUCAUCAUUAUUUUUAAUAAUGUUUUUGAAAACUGAUAAAUAGAGUUUUAAGAGUCCAGAGACCGGUCUCACUGUUGAGUCAACCAACACAAAGACUACGCAUCCCUUCAACAUUUCGUGAAGUCUGGGGUUCCUAUGAUGUAACAACCCAAGCACAUCACAGCUAAGAUCAAGAGGAUAAAAUAAGCCAAAACACAAAAUGUAAAGCUGUCCUUCCCCAGUGAUUUAGUGAAGUGUUCUGGAAAGAGACACUAUUAUGUGGAAGACUCUUACAAAGGAAGAUUGGAAACCCACAAAGACUGAGUUCCAGGGCUCCUUUUAGUAGACCAUACAUUUGUGUCUCCACAAAGGAUGCUUAAGUCCAAGGACCAUCACACAACAAAAGAAAAGCCUGGGCUGCUGGAGAUGACCAGGACUAUCUCUCACAUCAGUAAAACAAGUCAUGCUUCACCCUUCUCAGCAGCCUGCAGAAUAAUAACUCAUGAAGCAGAUUCAUCUGACAAUGUGGAGGUAUUGCUUGGUGCUGUUAAAGGAACAAGAGAGAGGAAGAAAACUGGUCAUACUUCCCAGACUCCCGAGGUAGGCUCUAGUGUUAAAGAGGUCUGCUCCUCCAUAGAAAUCCCUUGCUUUCUGUGGUGGCCGUUGCUGAUAUGAGAAGAUGUUGAGACCAGACAAGCACUUUGCUUGAACCCCAUGAGUCCUACCAAGGUGGUUUAAGUCCCUUUCUUCUCCUUGGUUCAGCAUUUAGCUACAGAACCCAGGCAGAGGGCACUGUAUAGAAAUGUGCAUUGUGGUUCCACCAUGUCUGUGUUGGUUUGGGGUAGCUCCAGGAACCCACUUUGAAGAUCCCCCAUCCUUGAAUGAGGAAAUCAGUAUAAAAAUCCAUGAAUCAGUGUUGUUUAAACAUCUCUAAGCCUCUAAUAACCCUCUUCUCUGAGAUGACCAGGGGAUAUGAGGAAUGGACCUCUUUCUCCAAACUAGGGAGCUAUGAUAAUUUACACAAUCACAGUAGAUUGUGUUUCUAUGGUGGCAGAUGCCUCACCAUGACAGUCAUUGGAUAGAAAAGUAUUGGCAUAGCCUCAGUGAUCAUAGAAUCAUAGAAUACUUAGGGUUGGAAAGGACCUUAAGAUCAUCUAAUUCCAACCCUGUGCCAUGGGCAGGGAAAUCACACGCUAGACCAUGACAAGACAAUUUGCUCUGUGCAUCUGAUGAGUAGUAAAAGACUUGUCCUCCAGGGCAGGUGGAAGUCUUGGGAUGUCCUAGCUCUUGUCAUCCAAACAUGGUAUGCUGUGGAGCAGGCAACUGGUGAAGCAAGUGAACCUCAAAAUCAUGGUGUGAACCUCAGUCCCCUGGCCAUUCACAACCUGAGUUUCCUACUUUGCACCCAAUGUUGUUCCCAUUUCAAAGUAUAUCAUUUGGUCCAUGGAGUGCUGAAGUUUUCCCUCACCUCUUCCACUGUGCAGUGUCCCUUUCUCCCCAAAAGUUGAGUUGUCUUACAGAGCAUAACUACUUUGUGCAGAAUGCUUCAAAAACAGAGCUUGUCAACCACCUUUUCUUUGGGAUGGCUCAGCUCACUACACUAUUAGAGAAGCACCCAAGGGGACACAGGCUUACAGCGAGGAAUUAAUCUCUAGAAAGAUGUCAAAAAAGAAAAGAUAUUUACACUUGGAAUAAAUAAAACCACCAAAAAACCCCCAGCAAGGAUAUAAAGCUGCUUAAGUCUAAUCAACCUGUCACGUGUGUGAUUUCUGUUGUCGUCGUCGUUGUCCAUUGGCGCUCUUUCGUUUUGUGUCAAUCUUCUGUUCUAAUAAUGGAGAGUUUUACCUCAAGAAAUUCUUUCUGCUUGGAAACAGAUCACCUCAAAGAUGCUGGCAGCAGAGAGCAGGGUGCAGGGAAGCUCAGUAAAGUGAGCCUGGGUGUGGGAAACAAAGGGGAAACCAGGACAUUUAGGCUCUUUCAGCAUUCCCUUCUCUUGUUGGUGUUCUCUGGCAUGUCUCCUUGACUCUGAAGGCAGCAUUUCUCAGUAGGAGAGGUUGCUGCUUACUUUCAGAUAGACUGAGACACAAGAGCCAGUCGGAGAAAUCAAGGCACAUGUCCAAGCUUGCAAACCUUCCUGAAGUAUCUUAAGAGAAAUUUGGUGUUAUUUAAUCUUUUAAUGCUGCUCUUUCUCCAGUGCCUGGAGAAAACCCACUUUCCAGCCCAGAGUGGGGUAACGAAGCAGAGAUUAGGUGCUAGCUAAAUGCUCCCAGUGUUUUCCCCAAGGAAUCAAGAUGAGAAGCAACUGGAUUAUUUAAGGUCACAAGACAGGCCCUUCCUAGUGUCUGACCCUGUGUCUUGGACAUACACAUGAGCCCAGAAUUCUCAUUCUCUGUUUUGCUAAAGCUUCCACCUUAAAUACAAAAAAAUCAAUAUAAAGACAUAUCCUUUCACUACAGUGUUAACUAACAGCCUCAAAGAGAUGUCAAGACAGCAUUAGAAAGGAGGUUGGGAUCCUUUUUCUUAGGUUGUUGUUGUUGUUGGUUUGAUUUUCUUUUGAAUUGAUCCUAGUUAAAAACCGAAAGAAAUAAAAUCUAUACUAUUUAAAUUGGAAUCCCGUUGUUACUUGGUAAAGGCAAAGCUUCUGUACCUUUGUUAUAAUUAAUUGUAUACCUGUGUAUGUAAAUAUAAGGCAUUCCUAUUUUGCAGUCCAGAACAAAAAAAAAAAAAAAAAA